AUGUAUGAUAUCACCUGCAUACAAGAACCCUAUUUAAACCCGGUAAAGCUCGCUAACGCCUCCAACCUUAGACAAUACUGGGGUGUAUUAUACCUGUCAAACCACCAUUCCAGCCCCGACAGAAUGCAAGUCAUCAUGUUAGUCAACAAGAAACUCUCGAAGAAUAACUGGCACAUCGUAAUGAUCAAAUCACCAAAUGUAAUGGUGGUCGAGCUAGUGGGCGACUUUGGAAAGGUGUGCAUGUACAAUAUUUAUAACGCCUGUGACAAUGACAACACCCUGCACUUUCUCGAAAGACACAUGGCCACUGAGCACAACACCAGACAGGCCUGA
Messenger RNA from Suillus discolor, 333 nucleotides. RefSeq lists its product as uncharacterized. The transcript has a single exon. The record is from RefSeq and is a predicted model, not a curated record. Lineage: Eukaryota; Fungi; Basidiomycota; Agaricomycetes; Boletales; Suillaceae. The coding region runs from base 1 to 333 and encodes 110 amino acids.